This is a messenger RNA of Salarias fasciatus (jewelled blenny), 3561 nucleotides long. RefSeq names its product transmembrane protein 175 (gene tmem175). NCBI's taxonomy places the organism in Eukaryota, Metazoa, Chordata, Actinopteri, Blenniiformes, Blenniidae. Gene Ontology annotation, molecular function: potassium channel activity; proton channel activity. The record is from RefSeq and is a predicted model, not a curated record.
CGUGUUUACUUCCGGUCUGCCCGCCUCCUGUCAGCUGUGUGUCCGCCGCCUCUGGAGCCUCCUCCGUCCACCCCGCAGGCUCCGCGCCCUGCUCCCCGCCUCCGCCAUGAGCCAAGACGACGACGGAGACAUUAUCGAGCACCACGUCGAGGAGGAUAUGGAGAGCGGGGCCGCGGGCCAGGCCGCGUCCUCCUCCUUCCUGGACAGUCCGUCCGACCGGGAGGGAGCCAGCAGCACCCAGUCCUCCCACAGACUGCUGGCCUACAGCGACGCUCUCAUCUCCAUCAUCGCCACCGUCAUGAUUCUACCUGUUGCUCACACCAAAGUGGAAGACAUGAGGUUACAGUCGGACGAGCUGAGAGAGAGCGUCCAGGUCCUGCUGACAGAGAUCGCCGUUUACUUGAUGACGUUCCUCAUUGUGUCUGUCGCCUGGGCUGCUCACAUCAGGUUGUUUCAGAUCAUUGUGCGCAUUGAUGACUGCCUCGCCCUGCUUAACCUGGCCUGCAUGAUGCUGAUAACCUUCCUCCCGUACACGUUCUCUUUAAUGGCCACCUUCCCUGAUCACAUCCUGGGGAUGCUGCUGUUCUGUGGGUGUGUGAUGGUUCUCGGCAUCAUUCAGUCGGUGAUCGUGCUGUACGCCUUCAGCCGCCCCUUCCUGCUGAACCACCAGAUCCAGAUCUCUGAGAACCAGAAGGUCUACAAACACCACAUCCUCAAAGUCAUCAUGAGUCCCAUCAUGUGCUUCUUCGCCAGCAUCUUUUCCUUCAUCUUCUUCCAGCUGGUUGUCCUACGUGCUCUUGCCAUUGUCAUCUUCCUGCCCUACAUCUCGCAGUUGAAGUGGUGUCGCAGCAAAGCCAUCGGUCCAGUGGCGGAGAGUCCAGACACCAUGAUGUUUUACACCUACCUGCCGAAUGAACCCCUCAGCAAAGAGCGAGUGGAGGCUUUCAGCGACGGCGUCUACGCCAUCGUCGCCACGCUCCUCAUCCUGGACAUAUGCGAGGACAACGUCCCCAACCCCACGGACGUCCAGCAGAAGUUUGGCGGCAGCCUGACUGCGGCGCUGCAGGUCUACGGUCCAGAGUACCUGGCGUACUUCGGUUCCUUCGCCACCGUCGGCCUCCUGUGGUUCGUCCACCACUCGCUCUUCCUCCACGUCACCAAGGCGACGCGCCUCAUGGGCCUCCUGAACACCUUCUCGCUGGCGUUCGUGGGCGGUCUGCCUCUGGCCUACCAGCUGACGCACGAGUUCCCGCGCGACUCCCUCAACGAGCUGGAGGCCAUUCAGAUCAGCUGCGUCAUCAUCUUCUUCGCCGGCAUGUUCCAGCUGGCCAUUUGGGUGGUGGCGCUCUACAACGAGCGGGAGACUCUGCACCCGUACGUGCGAUAUGGCGGGCGAGAGCACGAGUUCAUGCUGGCUAAGCUAGCUCUGUACCCCUGCGUGGCUCUGGGGACGUUCUUCCUCACCUGCAUCCUGAGCAGAUUUAGCGCUCCCAUCUUCCACCUGAUGGAGAUCACCGUGCCGUUCGCCUUUCUGGUCCUGCGGCUCCUGGUGCGCGUCGGGCUGGCGCUGCUGCGCCUCAUCUUCUGUCCCGACAGGUCCAAUCUGAGGACGGCGGUGGAAGAGGAGCCCGACGAGACCAGGGUGCCGUUUAAAACGCCGUGGUGACCUAGCUCGCCUGAGGGGGCGUCGGAGCGGAAAAUGAAGACAGCCGAGAGAUCGGAUCUCUGAGAGUUACUGGUAGAAGUCAAGAGUCUGUUGGAAUUUAAAGUAGCAAGAAUACAGGAAGUGGUCUGUCCUCUUUUCAUCGUGUCAGUUGGUUAAAAUCUCAAGAUGAAGUGAGCUCAGUUCAGAGGAGGACCCAGGUUUGAGGAGAAUCUCCGUCCAGGUUCAGAACCAGAGAGUUACUGAGCUGUUAGCCAAAGCUUCUCCAUUCAGUUCACUUUCUAAACAGCAAACCCGUGGAAUCACCAUGAAGACUAGCUAGCCAGCUGGCACCUGUUCCGUUUGCCAGGCUAGCUCUGCCAUGAAGGCAACAUUAGUCUCGCUUACUAGCUGUGUUAGCGAUCAUCAAGUUCAGAGCCAGAUACGGUUUGUCCAUCAGAAAGUGUUUUAUAUGUUUGAUCAUAGACAAUGGCGAGAAGAUUGUGGAAGUUUCCAGUUUGUGAUUAUUUCGGUUUAUUUGGGCAAGUGACAGGAAGUUCUGAUGAAAGCCACAAGCUUCUCACUGAUCUUAUCCUUGAAUGCUCGAGCUUCUUUAUUUCCGUGUGUUCACGUGUGCUUUGUAAUGAAUUGUCUGCUUACUGCCAUCUGUUGGUACGGAGGGAAAUCUAUUUAAAAAAAGAAUGGAUUUUUUUCUGUGAUUAGUAAUGUGGUUUUUAGGACAAUAAUAAUGAUAAAAACACUGAAAAAAAAGGAUAGAAAAUGAGAGAAUCAUUGGAAGAAUGAUAAAGCUAGUUUAAUUAGCAUGGAGAGAAAGACUUUUGUUUUUUUUUUUACAUUGAGUUUGCGCUGCUAUGAAAGUCAAAUCAAGUCUUUGACACAUUUGUUUUACUGCCUUCUGGUUUAAGUGCCCAAGGAGGAAAACUGUUUUCUGAGGUUUUGGGACGAUGCUGUCAUUUCUCAGAGGUUCAAAGUAUCUUCCUGAACUGAAGGUAGAAUAAGAUUUUCUGAGGGGGAUCCUCGUCUGUGAUGCCAGACGCUGUUUUUUCUACUUUAGGAUACUGUUUGAAGUGUAUCCAGGUAUCCAGUUAGUUAUUUCCAUUUGGACUCUGGAUCCAAACGCGGUGUGAAACGGCACCAGUCCUGCGCGAGACUUUACAGUUCUUGACUAAAUUCUUACUGGAUCAGCUGCAUCCAUCAGUUACUCUUAAAAAUCAGAAUUUCUCUGAAUUUGUAUUGGGAUUCAACAGUCUAGCGGCCUAGCUUUGGUCCCCGAGCCGUAUGUUUGACACCCCUGAUCUUAAAGGUCAUGACCAUUUCAAAAAAUCAAAGAAUGCAGCAAAUUAUUAGUUUCUGGAUCUGGAGGUUCAGAAAAAAAGAGGCGAAAUCUCUACAUUCAGUAAAGGAGAUGUUGAGGAACUGAUCUCGUGUUAAAAUACAAAAUGUCCUGCUGGGUGUUGCCGUUUAUUUACCUUUAUUUAGACUUGGGGCAGAUAUGGCCAUAAAACGAUCAAUUGCACUAUAUUUCUGUUCAAUCUGUGUGUGUUUGUGUUGAUUUAAAUGGAAAGACUGAGUCUUUGUUUGUAUGAAGUGGAAAAAAAAUCUGUUUGAGUGUUUUUUUUUUAUUUUAUGAUUAUUAACAGUUUGUUUUGAUUUUAACUGAAAGUUCUUGACUGUAAAGUUUAGUGAAAUAAAUCAGGUGGUUUUUACAUCUGAAGACACUGAAGCCAGUUCAGCGCUGGGAUGCUUUCUUUAAGAACUGACUCAGCCAGAAGUUGCACUUUAACAGAAACCUGCCAAUGACAAAUGUUUCUCCAUCCUCGUUUUGUUCUGGAUUAUCUUCUGCUUCACUUUUCUUUUCCUCUUCCUAAUCCGCUCAUUAAAACAUGUUUGUCUCCUCA